Molecule: messenger RNA, 6673 nt
Organism: Peromyscus californicus insignis
Lineage: Eukaryota; Metazoa; Chordata; Mammalia; Rodentia; Cricetidae
Gene: Blm
Product: BLM RecQ like helicase
Exons: 22
Coding region: 90-4325 (1411 amino acids)
Biological process (GO): double-strand break repair via homologous recombination; DNA replication; telomere maintenance
Cellular component (GO): nucleus; cytoplasm; chromosome
Molecular function (GO): DNA binding; four-way junction helicase activity; ATP binding
Source: RefSeq, a predicted model, not a curated record
GCGAGCGGAGCGGGGCGCCGGAGGGCCCUGGCGGCGCGCGGAGUUUGGAUAGUGAUUCAGCCUGGCGCGGCGUGAGCCCGAGUGAGAUCAUGGCUGCUGUUCCUCUGAACAAUCUACAGGAGCAACUGCAGCGUCACUCAGCCAGAAAACUUGAUAAUAAAUUCAACCUUACAAAACCAAAAUCUUCAGGUUUUACUUUUAAGAAGAAAACGUCAGAGGGCGAUGUGUCUAUAACUAGUGUGUCAGUGGUGAAAACACCUGCAUUAAGUGAUAAAGAUGUGAAUGUGUCUGAGGCCUUUUCAUUCACUGAGCCUCCGCUCCACACACCCAAACAGCAGCGUGGGACUGAUGGCUUCUUUAAAAAUUCUCCGGGAGGACAGCAAACCAAGGGGACCUGUUCCCAACAGUCAUUGCUGGACUUGGAGAGUCCUCCAGAAGUUUUAUGUACUACCCCAAAAACCCCAGCUGUAAAGAAACGCCACGUUGCUGUUUUCAAGAAAUUAGAAUUUAGUUCUUCGCCAGAUUCCCUCAAUGACUGGGCUGAUAUGGAUGACUUUGAUAUUUCAGCAUCAGAUGCGUUGGUCUCGCUGACCAAAAAUCCUGUCACAAGAGUAAGCACUGCUCAGAAAUCAAAGAAGACUAAGAAAAACUUUUUUAAACCACCACCUCCUAAAACAAGUCCCAGAAAGACUGAUUUGAUGCCUCCUUCCCCGAAAAUCCCACAAGUGGAUUUGACUGAGGAACAGAAGGAUGAGUCGGAAUGCCUAAGCAGUGAUGUGAUUUGCAUCGACAGUGACCCUGGUUCUGAAGAGCUCAAGAAGAAAACUAGUCAGCAAAGUCAGUGUUUGGAAACUGAUUUGGGAGUUGAAAGAGAUAAUAGUGAAAAGGAGAACCACAUAGACGAAGUUCAAUUACAGUCUACUGAGAAAGCUCUAUACUUCCAACCUGAUGAUGAUGAUUAUGAUAUAGAUUUUGUUCCACCUUCUCCAGAAGAAAUGAUUUCUCCAGCUUCUUCCUCUUUGGAAUACUCUAGUAUGCUAAAGGCUGUUGAUGUCUCUGACAAAGAGAAAGACAUUCUCAGCACCUCAAAAGAUCUUUUAUCAAAACCAGAGAAAAUGACGACACAGGAGCCUGAUCCAGGAACCACUGCAGACUGUGGCGACAAGCAGAUGAGCGUACAGCAGCAGCUUAUUCAUGUGAUGGAGCACAUCUGUAAAUUAGUUGAUACUGUUCCUAUUGAUGAACUGAAAGCUUUGAAUUGUGGGAAUGAGCUGCUCCAACAGCGAAACAUAAGAAGGAAGCUCUUGGCUGAAGCUGAUUUUAAUGGAAAGGAUGUCAGUCUUCUGGGUUCACUGUGGAGAUGCAGGCCUGACUCACAUAGUAACACUGUGCGGGGUGAUUCCUGCCCUGUGGGGCAUCCUAGUAAGGAGUUAAAGUCUCCAUCCUUUCCCUCACAUUCCCUUUCCACUGAGGAGUGUUUACCAACCACCACUCCAGGAAAGACAGGAUUCUCAGCCACCACGAAGAAUCUCCUUGAAAGGCCGUUACUGAAUUCCCAUUUACAGAAGUCCUUUGUAAGUAGCAACUGGGCUGGAACACCAAGGGCAGAAGAAAGAAACGGAAGCACUUCUUUCCCAGGAAACGUGCUCACAAGCACUGCUGUGAAAGAUCAGAAUAAACAUGCUGCUCCAGGAAAUAACUUAGAGAGAGGAGGCCAGACCUUCUGUGAUAUUGAUAAUUUUAACAUUGAUGACUUUGAUGAUGAUGAUGAUGAUGACUGGGAAGACAUAAUGCACAGUUUUUCAGCCAGCAAAUCUUCCACAGCUGCCUACCCACCUAUCAAGGAAGGUGGACCAAUUAAAUCUCUAUCAGAGAGGAUUUCUUCAGCUAAGACAAAGUCUCUUCCAGUGGCAUCAACUGCUCAAAAUAAAAACCUCUCAGAGUCAAUUUGGAAUUACACUGAUAAGUUGGAACAAAAUUUAUCAUCAAAAAAUCUGAAACAUGAACAUUUUCAAAGUCUUGAUUUUCCUCAUACAAAAGAAAUGAUGAAGAUUUUUCAUAAGAAAUUUGGCUUACAUAAUUUUAGAACUAAUCAGCUAGAGGCGAUCAAUGCUGCACUGCUUGGUGAAGAUUGUUUUAUCCUAAUGCCCACUGGAGGUGGUAAAAGCCUGUGCUACCAGCUGCCGGCCUGUGUCUCUCCGGGGGUCACUAUUGUCAUAUCUCCCUUGAGGUCACUAAUAGUAGAUCAAGUUCAAAAGCUGACUUCCUUUGAUAUUCCUGCUACAUAUCUGACGGGGGAUAAGACUGACUCCGAAGCUGCAAAUAUUUACCUCCAGUUAUCAAAAAAAGAUCCAAUUAUCAAGCUUUUGUAUGUUACUCCAGAGAAGGUCUGUGCGAGUAACAGGCUGAUUUCUACUCUGGAGAAUCUGUAUGAGCGGAAGCUCUUGGCACGCUUUGUCAUUGAUGAAGCCCAUUGUGUGAGUCAGUGGGGUCAUGAUUUUCGUCAAGAUUACAAAAGGAUGAAUAUGCUUCGCCAGAAGUUUCCUUCCGUUCCAGUGAUGGCUCUCACAGCCACAGCGAACCCCAGGGUACAGAAGGACAUCCUCACGCAGCUGAAGAUCCUCAAACCUCAGGUGUUUAGCAUGAGCUUUAACAGACACAAUCUGAAAUACUAUGUGUUACCAAAGAAGCCCAAAAAAGUGGCAUUUGAUUGCCUAGACUGGAUCAGAAAGCAUCACCCAUACGACUCGGGGAUAAUUUACUGCCUCUCCAGGAGGGAGUGCGACACAAUGGCUGACACCCUACAGAGAGAUGGCCUUGCUGCUCUGGCUUACCAUGCUGGCCUCAGUGACACCGCCAGAGAUGAGGUGCAGAGCAAGUGGAUCAACCAGGAUGGCUGCCAGGUUAUCUGUGCAACCAUUGCAUUUGGAAUGGGAAUUGACAAACCUGAUGUGCGAUUUGUGAUUCAUGCAUCUCUCCCUAAGUCUGUGGAGGGUUACUACCAAGAGUCCGGCCGAGCUGGAAGAGAUGGGGAAGUAUCUCACUGCGUGCUCUUCUAUGCCUAUCACGACGUGACCAGACUGAAGAGGCUUAUAAUGAUGGAAAAAGAUGGAAACUAUCAUACAAAGGAAACUCACUUCAAUAAUUUAUAUAGCAUGGUACAUUAUUGUGAAAAUAUCACGGAAUGCAGAAGAAUACAGCUUUUAGCUUACUUUGGUGAAAAAGGAUUUAACCCUGAUUUUUGUAAGAAAUACCCAGAUGUUUCUUGUGACAAUUGCUGUAAAACAAAGGAUUAUAAAACAAAAGAUGUGACUGAUGACGUGAAAAAUAUUGUAAGAUUUGUUCAAGAACACAGUUCAUCACCAGGAACGAGAAAUGUAGGUCCUUCUGGAAGAUUCACUCUGAACAUGCUGGUCGACAUUUUCUUGGGGAGCAAGAGUGCAAAGAUUCAGUCAGGAAUAUUUGGAAAGGGAUCUUCUUAUUCACGACACAAUGCCGAAAGACUUUUUAAAAAGCUGAUACUGGACAAAAUUUUAGACGAAGACUUAUAUAUCAAUGCCAAUGACCAACCAAUCGCCUAUAUGAUGCUGGGGACUAAAGCCCAAAAUGUGCUCAGUGGCCACUUAAAGGUGGACUUCAUGGAAACAGAAAAUUCCAGCAGUAUAAAAAAACAAAAAGCUUUAGUGGCCAAAGUAUCCCAGAGAGAAGAGGUGGUUAAGAAAUGUCUUGGAGAACUUACAGAGGUCUGCAAGUUGCUGGGGAAGGUCUUUGGUGUUCAUUACUUCAAUAUUUUUAAUACAGCUACUCUCAAGAAGCUUGCAGAAUCUUUAUCUUCUGAUCCUGAGGUUUUGCUUCAGAUUGAUGGUGUUACUGAAGACAAGCUGGAAAAAUAUGGUGCUGAAGUGAUUCCAAUAUUAAAGAAAUACUCAGAAUGGACACUGCCAGCUGAGGACAGUUCCCCCGGCAUAAGCCUGAUGGGCAGCAGAGGCACCGGGAGGAGCACCCCGGAGGAGCCUGAUGAGGAGGAGCCUGUAUCUUCUCACUACUUCGCAAAUCAAACUAGAAAUGAAAGAAAGAGGAAGAAAAUGCCAGCCUUCCAACGGCCCAAGAGGAGGAGGACCAGUAACGGCGGCUUCAAGGCAAAGGGGGGCUCUACUACAGGCAGAAAAACGUCUUCUAAAAGUAAAUUCUCUGGUGUAACUGGAUCCAGCUCGGCCUCCUGUGCUUCUCAAGCAACAGCAGCAGCAAGUAGAAAAUUGGGGAUUAUGGCUCCUCCGAAGCCUGUAAAUAGAACGUUCCUCAGGCCUUCGUAUGCAUUCUCCUAACAGCACUUCUCAGCAGCACGUCUUGUUUGUCGGCAUCUGACCAUCUGUGGAGAGAAAGCUGUUAGUCUUGUUACACCAUUUGAAGUUUUCACUCCUAUCUAUUAAUAUUUAAAUGUAUCUCGUGUGAUAGUUCUUAUUUUUAAAUAAACAUUUUCUUUGCUGCCACUGCAAGUGUGGUGGCCAUUGUUUCUCAGAGCAUCUGCAGCAAUGGCUGAAUCAUCUACCCCAGAGAAAGUCUGAGUGUAACCUGACACGCGAAGCCAGAAGAAAAGGCACAUGGGACAUUGUGAAACUGUAGAACUUCUUGUGUGAAGCAAACUCAACCAAGGACAAAGGACAAAGAAAACAGAAGAUAUAUUACCUAGUAACUCCUGUAAUAUGCACAAUGUGCCUAUAAAUCAUUAAGAAAAAGUCAGCACCGAAGACAGCAGAGCAAGGCUGUGAGUGGGCUAGUCUCCCCCCAAAGUUCAGAUGACCACAAAUAUAUGAAAAUACUCUGUCUCCCUAACUAAAAGUACAAAUUAAAACAUGAGGUGCCGCCGGGCGGUGGUGGCGCACGCCUUUAAUCCCAGCACUCGGGAGGCAGAGCCAGGCGGAUCUCUGUGAGUUCGAGGCCAGCCUGGGCUACCAAGUGAGUCCCAGGAAAGGCGCAAAGCUGCACAGAGAAACCCUGUCUCGAAAAACCAAAAAAAAAAAAACAUGAGGUGCCGCUCUUUUGCCUGUCAAAUUGUCAACCCUAGGGCUGGGUAUAGUGUCACAUAGCUAAAAACCCCAGUGACUCCAGAGGCAGAGCCAAAGGAUCACCUGAGCCCAGGAGUUCAGGGCCAACCUGGGCAGACACAUUCUCCUUUUUUAAAAAAAAGAAAGAAAGGAUAGUUGGGCAGUGAUGGCACAUGCCUUUAGUCCCAGCACUCCUGGAACCAGAGACAGGCAGAUUUCAGUUUGAGGCCUGCAUGAUCCAGGACGGCCAGGGCUACACAGAGAAAUCCUGUCUUGAAAAAAGAAAACAAAACAAAUAACAACAAAAAACCUGCCUAGUCUGUACUGGAUGAAAAUAGCCAAAUAGACUGUGCUUGCAAACAUUUAUUAAAUAUUGAUAUACUUCCUGAUUUGCCCUUUGGGUAAUGCCCAACUCCUUGACCUUGUUCAGAAGGGAGCUGGAAGCCUUCAGACCACUGUCCUGAGACCUCAGAACUGAGGUGGGCAUAUACCUAUGCAGAGGAACCACCUAGUUCCUACCACCAGGAACUUUGGCUGUUUAGUGGACAGACUAGUCAAAUGAGUUAGCUGAGAGCCGUUUGCUUAAUAAACCUUCCAGAGCUGGCAAGCCAUGACUCCGGUUGGGAUGAGAAGACGGGGUGGAGGACCAAGUGGCCAAGGUCACCGGAGAGCUGUGGGUCUAGAGGGACCCAGCAUUCUCUGUGGUAGCCUAUCUGGAAGGAAAAGCUGCUGCCACCUCUGUUCUAGGCCAGUUGGGUUAAGAGUUCAACGUCAUCCUCAGCUAUACCAUGAAUUUGACCACAGCCUAGGCCACAUAAGACCCUAUUUCCAAAAUAAAAGGACAGGACAGGACAAUUCUCCCAACCUCCUGGUUUGGAACCAGGAGCCUGGGGACUUUGAUUUGUCCAGAAUCUGAUAACCACAAGUGGCAGGCACAGACUUCACUCAGAUCUAGAGAAACAUUCUAGGUUGGAACUGACACCGAAAUUGCAGCUGCCUCCUUCCUCCAGCUUGGCCUCCAGUCUGAGCAAAAACCCAGGGAAUGUACCAUUCCAUGUGGGCAACCCCCAGAGGAGGCAAGCAGAGGCGAGUGACAGAGAAGCUGCCCUGGGCCCGGCCCUAAUGAGGAUGUUCCGUACAACCAUAGCCUCAGGGAAGGCAAGAGUAACUGGAGUGUUAGCAGGGGCCUGCCCUAGGAACAGUGACCAGGAGACUUGACUCCAGCUCUGGCCAGCAUCCAUGGAACCUCUGUCUCAUGCACACGCCCAUGAGACCCUUGUAUUCUGGAGAGCUGAUGGGUGACCCCUGAUCAGUUCCAGGGACAAACAAGCUUCCAUGACCUCACAGAGGCAAUAUGGAGAGCCAAGUCUAUGCCAAGGCCACCCAGCACCCAGCCUUGAAAAGCAACACAUCAUGGUAUCCUUUUUUAUGUAGGAAGCAGAAUUCAGAAAGGUUAUGUAACUUGCCCGAAACCACGGAGCUAGGAACUGGUAGUAAGUAGGGUAACCCGGUCUCUGUCUGCCUUGGAGCCCCAGUUUGUACCUGUUUCCCUGGUGUGAUUAACACAGCCCCUUUUCAUUCUCCGAAGUGUUCCAGUUAGGACAAUAAAUGUAUGCCAUCCGGGUCUA